Mesorhabditis spiculigera is the source of this 897-nucleotide messenger RNA. NCBI's taxonomy places the organism in Eukaryota, Metazoa, Nematoda, Chromadorea, Rhabditida, Rhabditidae. The record is from the annotation of a GenBank genome assembly.
AUGCCCACAUUCUGGCACUACGCCAAGUACAUUAACAUUCCCUACCGCAGCAAACUGGUGGAAAAGAUCGAGCCCGGGCAGACGCUGAUCAUUCGCGGCAAGACCAACGAGGAUGCCAAGCGCUUCAACAUCAACCUGCAUCGAGACAGCCCCGAUUUCUCGGGCAACGACGUCCCGCUGCACAUCUCCGUCCGCUUCGACGAGGGAAAGCUGGUCUUCAACACGUACUCGAAGGGCGCCUGGGGCAAGGAGGAGCGCCAGAAAAAUCCGGUUAAAAAGGGAGAGCCCUUCGACCUGCGCAUCCGGGCGCAUGAGGGCCGCUUCACCGUCUACGUCGAUAGGGUCCAAGUCAAGGAAUUCGAGCAUCGCGUGGCUCUGCAGCACGUCAGCCAUCUGUCCAUCGACGGCGAUGUGACGCUCAACCACGUGCAGUGGGGCGGAAAGUACUAUCCGGUCCCGUACGAGAGCGGAAUUGCCGGCGAGGGACUGGUGCCCGGGAAGACGCUGGUCAUCCACGGCACCCCAACCAAGAAGGCCAAGCGCUUCAACAUCAACCUGCUGAAGAAGGACGGCGACAUCGCGCUGCACUUCAACCCGCGUUUCGACGAGAAGAAGGGCCUUGGCCUUGUUUGCGGCAAACUCGUCCCCGGAGGCGUCGUCCGUAACUCGCUGGUGUCGGGCGAGUGGGGCAACGAGGAGCGCGAGGGCAAGAACCCGUUCGACAAGAACCACGGCUUCGACCUCGAGAUCCGCAACGAGGAGUUUGCCUUCCAGAUCUUCGUCAACGGCGAGCGCUUCUGCUCGUACGCGCAUCGCGUCGAGCCCAAGGACAUUGGCGGGCUGCAGAUUCAGGGCGACAUCGACGUCACCGGCAUCCAAAUGGUCAACCAGAACCAA